Messenger RNA from Spirodela intermedia, 3813 nucleotides. Lineage: Eukaryota; Viridiplantae; Streptophyta; Magnoliopsida; Alismatales; Araceae. The record is from the annotation of a GenBank genome assembly.
AUGGCCAUGGCCCUCAAACUGCGAUCGGGUCUCAAGCUGCUCGCGUCGUCAGAAGCGGCUAUUUCCGGAUCAGGCAAGUAUCGUGCUACCCGUGUCAGGUCGGGAAAUCGAUGAGAGGGUCACAGACUGUUUUGUGCGAUUUAGAUCAGGCAUGCUCGAAAGUUUCAUUCAGCGCAUGUUCUAUGCCAAGGAUUGAAGAUUUUUCUUUUUUUUUAUUGUUAAAUUUCAUCUUUUCUAUGGUUCAUCGUGAUUUUUCGUCGACGAUUUGCACCCGGUGAACGCACGAACCAAGGAGAUUUCUCCUUGUUGUUUCUUCACAGCACGCAUGAAUAGAUAUCGGUGGCAUCCAAGGUCACUGGUGGUACGGAUUUUCCAACCGCGGCACAGGUGGAUCUCCUAUUAUUGAUGUGAACCGGUAGAUAUUUUCCAGUGUCAUGAUAAUUAUGAAUAAAGAUCUAAAACUUGAUGCUUUUUCUACCAUCAACUGUCUAUAAAUUGAAAGACUCGGAUUGGACAAUAGUUCGUUCUUUCUGGUGCAUAACUUUAGACAACCAAGUUGGAUGGUUUAUCAUUUUUCUGUAUUUCAAUUUCUGCAGAGUUUAAUGACAGGCUUGUAAGAGAUAUGUAUACGCCAAUAAUAAUUUUACGGGUUCUUACCACCCCCUGCAAUGCUUUCCGCGAGACUACAAUUAUCGUUAACUUUGCACGGGUAUUGAUUAUCACUGUUAACACUGCGCACAGAAACAUGUGGUUGUGCGUAUGAAUGCAGAUACAUAGGCGUGGGUUUUGCCUUUGUGCGUGUUCGUGAUUGUGCGCAUGCGUGAACACAUGAACCCAUAACGUUUUCCAUCAUAUCGUUCGCAUAGAUGUUCUGCCUCUGCCAUCUCUGAGCCUGGUAGCUAACCUUUGUUUUCCACCAAACCGAUUCUGGCGUCUUCUUCCAUCAUAUGUUGGAUUCCAUGUCAAAAUAAUGACUUUAAUAAAUCAUAAUCAUGAAACCUCUUCAUGUAGGCAAAGUGGUGGGUGUGAGUUUGAUAUAACUAUGUCACAUGUUGUGAUAGCAACCAUUGGUAUAACCAUACGGUGAAUACAGGAGACCAUAGCUUUAACAACGGGUUACAAAACGGGGGAGAUCUAGCAUCAAUUUUAUUCUGCUCUAUGUGAUUCUAAAAUGCGUAAAUACCAUAUAAUGCCCAUUAUGGCAAGAAAGUCGUGUCGAAUGGUGAUUGGUCUUAUCAAUGAUGAGGUAAAGGUUUUGUUUUUAGGUUUGAGGACAGUAAUUCGUUUUGAUUCGAAAAUGUUCCAGUUUUGGCAAAAAUUCGCGUCACGUCGCUAGAAGAAUUUUGAUUUUGGGUUGUCAGAUUUAUGGCCAUUGGUUCUCAGAGAUUUGCCUUAGGAAGUGACAUCUCGGGUUCAAGACGCACAGAAAAUCAGUACCAGAGGAAGUGAGUGUGCCCGAAUUUCUUUGAAAGACAUUAAUUUCAAUUUCAAUAUUUAGUAUAUGUCAAAUACCAGAAUGUAACAGUGAAACAUAGGUGUUUCCAGGUUUAUUUGUUAGGUGACAGUCUUAUUUUAUCAAAAUUGACCUUUUUCAUAUUUUUCUCACGCUGUCUCAUUCAUAAUAUUUUUUGUCCAAAUGAAGUACUUUAACUUGGAUUCAUGUUUCCAACAGGAUAGAUUUCCUGCCUUCGUUUUCAUUUAAUUUAAUCUGAGUAUGGUUUGAGUAAUGUUGACAUGGUGUUUGGCUGUUGACCUGCGUCAUAAUGGAUAAAUAAUUUUUCUUUUGGUCAGCGCUGAAAUCAUUGUUUGGUCCUGAAGUGGAUCCAUCUACCAGGUUUAGUUGGGCUGGUAAAAAAAUUACUUGUGAAAUGUUCUGAAAGCAGAAGUAAACGUAAAAACUGUGUUUGUUGUCAGUGAAAGGAGGAUGAAAGAAGUAGUGAGUUAUAAAGAAUGGUAAAGACCUAAUGUUUCGGUUUUAGGAUCAAAAGGGGAAAAGGUAGAGGUCCUAAGAUGUAGAGAGAAAUUUGUUCGUAGAAUUUUUGGUUUCUCUAGGACAAGGCAACGCACCGGACUGAUUCCCCUUUUGAUUCUUCAUUAACUUGUUGGAGGUGAUUAGAAAUAACUUACGGGGUUUAUCGAGGAGGUUCUAUAGAACAGGGAUGCUUUGACUAUCGGUGGAUGUUAGCUUCCUGAAUCAGGUGUGCUCAGUCACCUAAGUAAUGAAUGCAAAAUGACAGGAGGGAGUAUUCAACAGGAUGAUCAGCUGGAAUUGUACGGCCUCCUGCAAGGGAAACGAUUUCAUGGAAGUUCACAGGGCAUAUGAAUGCAUACUUGUUAUGAAGACCUGGCAAUGAAUUUGAUUGAUUUUCAAGCUAGGGUGUGAGAAGGCCCGUGAAAAGUUGAGAUUGAAUUGAUUUAGUCUCUUGAUAGGAUAAGUUUUAUUGAUAAAUCUCAUCUCGUAUUACCUAUGCUGGUAUUAGACACUUCUCACCAACCAGAUAAUGAGGUGCAGAUACUUGUAGCAGAAUGAUUUUGGAUUCUCCUGAAGAAGCAACUGAAGUUGGGGGGUCGAUUGUGGUUUCAGGUUGUGAGAUUGAUGAUUUCCUCUCUCUUACAUAAGGAGAACAUUUGUCCGUGGUACGUUGCCUUCUGUGGAUUAAGCAAAUCGCAUAUAGAAAGAUUCCGAUAGGGCCCUGAGACUAUUCACGCAUAUUGGGGAUUAUAUACGUAAUAGGGUCUUUUAAGUUCCCCAGUUUAGUGCGGUAAAAGAGAAGCCUGAGAAUGACUCGGCCAAAAUGGUACAUUUUGGUGGCUAGGAAAAUCCCUGAUAAAUUAACAAAGAGGGAGUACUUCUCAACCUUCAUUCUAUGAGCUUCCAUUCUCUACUUAUGUGUGGUUGAGUGUGAUAUUUGCUAGAGAAUCAUCUCAGAAUCAAUUAUUAUGCAACUAUUUUACCUUUGCUCGAAUUUUCUGUCAAUAUGGCAUUUUCUGCUCGAGUGGAAGUUUUGGAAGGCUAAAGGAUAAAGGGAAAUAUCUGGUGGAUGCAGUUCUCCUUGGGUUUAGUGAUUAUAGGGCGGAAUCUGGAAGAAGUAGACCGUUUGUAGAUAAAUAUUCGAUUUUUUUUUUGGGUUAGGUUUUACUCGAAGGUGACUCUUUACAAUAAUUAGAUGAUACUUUGAGCUGACGCCAAAUUGCAUUUUACAUCAGCAGGUUCGGCCAUAAAAUACAUUCUACCAUCAUCCAUCACUAGGGCUGCCCAACUAAGAUUAGUUUUCCAUCAAAUUCUCUUUCUAAAAAACUAUUCACACCAAUGCUGGUUUCUCUGGCAUUAGUCAUUUUUUUAUGGGAAUCCAAUCAUAUGGUUAAUUUUUAUUACUUAGUAUGUACAAAUUUCACGAAGGCAUGUUUGUCUCUUGGAAUAUCCUUUGUCAUCGCUACUUUACUCAGUAGCCCCUUCCAAAAUGGAUUAAGACCUGCUUUUAUUUGGGAAGACAUGCCCAGAAGGAAUCUAUUAAUCCAUUUACAGUUAGAGUUCCUCAUCGGCUUCCAUUUGCUCACGAGGACAGAUCGAUUUGAUGUGCAGUGUCCAGAGGUAUCCACUCUACCGGGGUGAAGAGGAUGGGUGGCGGGCACGGCCAUGGCCACGGUAACGACUAUGAAUACUACCUUCAUGCGAAGCACAUGUACAACCUGCACCGGAUGAAGCACCAGGGCCUCAAGAUGACGCUCGGGGUGCUCUCUGCCGUCAGCAUUGGUGUGGCCGUCCCCAUCGUGGCCGUCGUGUUCCAGCAGAAGAAGACUGCCUCCGGUUGA